Messenger RNA from Manihot esculenta (cassava), 818 nucleotides. Its product is annotated as calcium-binding protein CML38. Lineage: Eukaryota; Viridiplantae; Streptophyta; Magnoliopsida; Malpighiales; Euphorbiaceae. The record is from RefSeq and is a predicted model, not a curated record. Gene Ontology annotation, molecular function: calcium ion binding. Bases 369 to 800 code for a protein of 143 amino acids. The transcript has a single exon.
GAUAAAUUUAGUUUAAGUGUAAAAUCCAGAGCGCCCUAUUUUCUAAUGGGAGUCAAAAGGUCUAAAUAAUGUAAUUUCUUGGUUUAUUCCUUCCUUAAUUCAUAUAUAGAUAUCCAAGGAAUUCAGUUUCUGCAUGCCCCAGCCAUGACGUAAAAGUCUCCAGUCUUCCAUUUUUAUCUACGAAAUCGCCGCCCACCUUCACUGCUCCUUCAACUCACCACCUGCCGCACGCGGCUUCCCCACCGUCUCCACACACACACACACACACAUAUAUACACGCCUCUCUCUGUGCUCUCGAUGAACCCAACAAAUUAAUCAAUUCUGCAAACUCAAAAACCUUUCUUUCUUGAUCUUCCAUAAUAAACUUGAUGAUGAACUCCAACAAAUCCCAUGAAUAUGAGCGUGUGUUCAGCCACUUCGAUGAGAAUGGAGAUGGGAAGAUUUCCCCUUGGGAGUUGCAACGUUGUGUUGGAGCUGUCGGAGGAGAGCUGUCGCUGGCAGAGGCAGAGGCAGCUGUUGAGUAUUCGGACUCGGACGGUGAUGGGUUGUUGUGUUUUGAGGAGUUUGUGAGGUUUGUUGAUAGUGGUGAAGAAGAGGAGAAGGUGAAGGAUUUGAAGGAAGCUUUUAAGAUGUAUGAGAUGGAAGAAAGUGGAUGUAUUACACCUAAGAGUUUGAAGAGGAUGCUUAGAAGAUUAGGUCAGGCUACCUCCAUUGAAGCUUGCAAGAUUAUGAUUGCUCAGUUUGAUCUUAAUGGUGAUGGAGUUCUUAAUUUUGAUGAGUUUAAGGUUAUGAUGUUAUGAUUAAUUGAAGAAGAAGAA